Molecule: messenger RNA, 1388 nt
Organism: Dicrocoelium dendriticum
Lineage: Eukaryota; Metazoa; Platyhelminthes; Trematoda; Plagiorchiida; Dicrocoeliidae
Source: the annotation of a GenBank genome assembly
GCACAUCGGAUUUACUUUCCUCUUAUUAGAACCACUCCACAUUACACGACUCACGUACGCACUCGGAACCCUCGAUCAGACGCCCACUAUCCCCAUAGUUCUGUUGCUCUGAUUCGUACUUUGGCAUGUUUCGCAACCAGUAUGACCACGAUGUAACUAUUUGGAGCCCACAAGGUCGUAUUCAUCAGAUAGAAUAUGCUAUGGAAGCCGUGAAACAAGGCUCGGCUGCUGUGGCAUUGAAAAAUGUUGACCACUCUAUAAUCGUCGCAUUGAAGCGUGCUCCUUCCGAACUAUCCUCAUACCAGGAGAAGAUUAUCACCAUCGACGAUCAUGUUGGGGUUGCAAUUGCCGGUCUAACCGCUGACGGCAGAAUGUUGAGCCGCAUGAUGCGUCGGGAGUGUGCAGAAAACCGAUGGUCCUACGAUGAACCAUUACCAAUCACACGACUGAUUAAUAUCAUGUCGCUAAAAAUGCAAAUCCCCACGCAGCGCUAUGGAAACCGACCGUACGGUGCAGGUAUGCUGAUCGCAGGAUAUGAUUCACAAGGACCACACGUGUAUUAUUUAUGUCCAUCAUCCAACGCCUACGAUUGUAAGUCGAUCGCCAUCGGUUCCAGAUCUCAGUCUGCACGUACCUACUUGGAACGCCAUUUGACUGAGAUUGGCACUGCGUCAUUAGAUGAGUUAAUAUUUCAUGGGUUGAAAGCUCUCAGUGGAACACUACCAAAUGAAGUGGAAAUAACAACCAAGAAUUGUUCUCUGGGUAUAGUUGGCAAGUCUAGCAACUUCACAGUUUACGAGGACGAAGCAGUCGAAAAAUUUUUGAAGUUGUUCGAGUUGAAAAUUAAAGAAGAUUCCUCUGCCUCCGAGACACCUGCCGCGCCAAUCCCCAUGGAACAGGAUCAACCUGCAACGUGACAUUUUCCUUCAUUCGACUUCCUAUCACCAAUUUGGCCUGGUCUCUGAUAAACUACUUUGCUCUAUCUGGUUGUUCUGUAUUCCAUAGUCCGCUUGUAUUUGCAAAGUCAUUAUAAUUCGCGUCUACUUCGCAGUUUCUCAAGCGGUUUUAGGUUCUCGCGAACUUAAUCACUCCUAAAACCAUCCUCUGUCCUUUAUUCUUGUUCGGCGAUUGCUACUUUCUUUUGGUUUGACAAAUGCGUAAUAAUUUCAUCUUUCUCUUAUUUCGGAGAUCCUCACUGUUCCUUUGACAAGUAUACCUCUUACCUCUGUGGUCAUUGGCGGUGCUAUUGAUUUCCUUAGGUGAAACUAUUUUGGUUCGCAUCUAACCAGUAGUUCUGCGAAUAUCCCAUACAACAGCGCUCAUCAUAAUGGAGAUUACGGUUUUUUAUGCACUAUAGCCUUAACACACGAAGAGCACAAUAUAGAGCA